Messenger RNA from Juglans microcarpa x Juglans regia, 1665 nucleotides. Its product is annotated as shewanella-like protein phosphatase 1. The transcript has 10 exons. NCBI's taxonomy places the organism in Eukaryota, Viridiplantae, Streptophyta, Magnoliopsida, Fagales, Juglandaceae. Gene Ontology annotation, molecular function: hydrolase activity. The record is from RefSeq and is a predicted model, not a curated record. The coding region runs from base 168 to 1358 and encodes 396 amino acids.
GACCGUAAAGAUCAAGGAGAACGAAAGGAAAAAAAAGACGGAUACCAAAUACUUGGCUGAGGAGCCGUGUCUUUCUCGCGACUAUUGGCCAUGCUUUCUCUCUUUUGUUUUGCUCUCUUCAGAAUAAGAGCAAUGGAGAUAAAUGGCCACUAGUAUAUGCCCAAGAUAUGGUUUCGCUUUGCCUAACUCCUUUGCCACCUUCAACACCACCUAUCCACCCUCGCAAACUCUUCGAAUCUUCUUCUUCUUUGUCUUUGAAUAGUUAUCAUUCUAUCGCAGGAGGAGCUUUAAAGCCCAUAGUCGUUAAUGGAAACCCACCCACUUUUGUUUCCGCUCCUGGGCGCCGAAUUGUUGCCGUUGGGGAUCUUCAUGGAGACCUUGACAAAACAAGAUGUGCACUUGAGAUUGCUGGCUUGUUGAGUUCUGAUGGUCAAGACUUAUGGACAGGUGGAGAGACGGUAUUAGUUCAGCUUGGAGAUAUACUAGAUCGAGGUGAAGAUGAGAUAGCUAUUUUAUCCUUGUUGAGAUCAUUGGAUAUACAGGCAAAAGCCAAAGGUGGAGCAGUUUUUCAGGUCAAUGGGAAUCAUGAGACCAUGAAUGUUGAAGGGGAUUUCAGAUAUGUUGAAUCGGGGGCAUUUCAUGAGUGUAUUGAUUUCCUGGAAUACUUGGAUGAAUGCAGAAGUGACUGGGAAGAAGCUUUUGUUAGUUGGAUUGGUGUGUCCGAAAGAUGUAAAGAAGAUAGGAAAAUGUCCCAAAAUUAUUGGGGUCCAUUGAACUUGGUCAAGAGGCAAAAGGGGGUGAUUGCCAGAUCUAUGCUCCUGAGACCAGGUGGUCUAUUGGCAUGUGAGUUGGCGCAGCAUGCUGUUAUACUUAAGGUUAAUGACUGGGUCUUCUGUCAUGGUGGCCUUCUUCCUCAUCAUGUUGCGUAUGGCAUUGAAAGGAUGAACAGGGAAGUAUCUCAUUGGAUGAGAGGUGUCAGUGAGGGUGAAAAUAGUCCUCAGGUUCCUUUCAUUGCUACCAGGGGCUAUGACAGUGUUGUAUGGAACCGCCUAUACUCAUCAGAUAUUUCAGAUUUGGAGGAUUAUCAGAUUAAGCAGAUACAUGCUAUUCUUGGGGAGACAUUGCAUGCAGUUGGUGCAAAAGCAAUGGUGGUGGGGCACACUCCUCAAACUGUUGGGGUGAAUUGUAAAUACGACUCUAGCAUAUGGCGCAUUGAUGUGGGAAUGUCCAGCGGAGUUCUUAAUUCGAGGCCAGAGGUUCUAGAAAUAAGAGAUAAUAUGGCAAGAGUUGUGAGGAGCAGAAGGGACACAUAUAGUCAACUCCAAAUUGCUGAUUAUACAAAUAAUCAAUCAAAAUGAAAGACGAGUAAAUGCUGUCGAUACUCUUGACUCCGAUACAGUUAUGAUAUACCUUGUAUUCUAUCAAUAAGUCGAAUGGUGGCAAAGGAGCAGAGUAGGUGGUGAUGAUUUAGAGGGCACAAGAAGAGGCAAAGCAAGCAUAUUCGAUGCUGAAAAGUGAAAUUAUUCUUUGGCCUGCCUUUGAUGUAAAUGGAAUUGCUUACACUGGAUGUAAAAUUCAUUCAUGCCAUCAUCAAUGAAAGUUGUAAUUAGAUUUCUGAGUAUAAAUGAGAUCAAGAGAAGAUAUAAUUCUAACAACUUUUGUUCA